This is a messenger RNA of Plectropomus leopardus (leopard coralgrouper), 2903 nucleotides long. Its product is annotated as 5-hydroxytryptamine receptor 1D. The record is from RefSeq and is a predicted model, not a curated record. Gene Ontology annotation, molecular function: G protein-coupled receptor activity. Gene Ontology annotation, biological process: G protein-coupled receptor signaling pathway. Gene Ontology annotation, cellular component: membrane. NCBI's taxonomy places the organism in Eukaryota, Metazoa, Chordata, Actinopteri, Perciformes, Serranidae.
GACAUGGAGGAGCUGGAUGGGUCCUGGGCAGUGUCCCUGAAGAAAGCAAAGGUCAACGAGACGGACGGCGGGGGUCCCGAAGUGUCCCGGCACACCCAGCUGCUCCUGGAGAUCCUCAUGGUGCUGAUGUGUUUGUGCGCUGUCACAGGCAAUAUACUUGUCAUUGUUAUUGUGGCUGCAACCAAGACUUUCCACUCGGUGACAUCAGUGCUGAUCAUGAACCUGGCCAUCAGUGACCUCCUGGUGGGCAUUGGAGUGAUGCCUUUUGUUGCUUUGUCCAUCAUGAACCAUGGAUGGAAGAAUUGUACAGACCUCUGUGCGUACGUGGGCUAUACCUCCUCUGUGUACUGCACAGCUUCUGUAUUGACAUUAGCAGCUAUUGCUCUCGACCGCUACCACUCCAUCAUGGACUGCCUGCGCUACAGCGCCCGCUGCACCCUGUGGAGGACCUGUGCUGUGGUCCUGUGGAUCUGGCUGCAGGCUCUGGUCACCAGUUGUCCUCCCCUGCUGGGCUGGAGCCACAUCAGCUAUGUGGAGCCCAUGUACAGCUGUGCGGUCAUCUGGGCCAGCAGUCCCAGCUACACAGCGUUUAUGGCUGCCCUCUGCUACCUCAUACCAGCAAUAGUCAUUCUCUUCUGCUACGUGAACAUCGUCAAGGUGGCCCGCAGCCAUGCCAGGAGGAUUCAUACAUUGGAGGACUCUGUGCAGCGCAGCAGGAAUUCAAACUCUGCCUUUGCUCUUGGUGAUUCAUCACUCCAGCACUGUGGGAGCCUCCACAGUCCCUCAAGACUCAUUUAUCAUGUUAGUGGACAAUUUGUAUCCGAGGUCAGUAGAGAAGAGGGGAAUUAUAUCAGCCACGCUCUCCCUGAUUCUACUGGAGAUCAUAAUAACUCUACAUUCAGACGCUUGUUCUCCUUCCUGGCUCAGAGUGCCUCCCAGCCACAGCUGCAGAACUCCCAGCAGCACCACAGCCACCAUGGAGUGGUGCGUCUCUUCCUGGUCAUCUCGGCUUUCUUCCUUUGCUGGACACCGUACAUUGGCGUGGCAUUAGUUCAGGCCACAGAAAAAGCAAUCUCAGGCCAAACCAAUGCCAGCCUUGUCCCACGCUCAGCUGUUACCUUUUCAUACUGGCUGGUGUUGCUGAACUCUGACAUCAAUCCGCUGCUGUACGCUCUGCUCAGCAAACGUUUCCAGGGCGCUCUUCAGGGACUGAGGCAAAAAAUAAGAGCACGUCUUGGGAGUGUGGUGGGCAGGGGAGUUGGGGUCAGGGCUGAGGCAGAUGAUGGCAGGAGCAGCGACCCCUGCACUCUGACUGCCACACAUCCUGGUCCGCCUUCCAGCUCCGAGAGUUCAACCUGCGAUGACUCCAAGUAUUCCUCCUCCAUUUUUACAGUUAGCACUGACUUCAAACAUCACUCUGAGCAGCAGCUAUGCAAAGUGCGUCACCAUGAAAAUACCUCCUCAUCCUGCUGUGUGCGGCAGGAUGCUGGCGGUGAAGGCAGGGUGGACUGUCUGCAGGUCCCCUCUCGACCACAAGAGGGCAGCAGACUACCUUUCUCUGCUCUGACCAAGGAGCGUCAGGCCACAUUCUUCUACGGACAGAUAACAGUCAGAGUAGAGCAUGAUGUUUGUUAGGCUGAUAUCUGCAGAAAUUUAUAGGACUAAAAAUUACUUUACAUUAUUGAUAAACCUGUUGAUUUGAUUCUCGGUUACCUGAUUAAUCAUUUGGGCCUUCUGAUGUCUGAGAAAAAUAGUGGUGCUUGUUUUGUUUGACCAACAGUCCAAAACCUUGACACAAACACUGUAAGAUAACAGAAGGACAGCAAGUAUUCAUGUUUGAAUCACCAAGAUUUGUCUUUUUUUUUUUUUAGCAUUUUUGCUUAAAAAAGACUUAAAUAGUUACCUAAAUUAUUUUUUCUGUCACUCAAUUAAUUGAUAAGGUAAUCAUUCAAACUGCAAAAAUAACAUAUCGCCUCAAUCCAAUGUUUCAAAUAUCCCAAAAUGGACAGUGAGUUGGUGGGGAGUGACAGGGGGAAGCUAGAUUUACUAUGCUGAGGGAAAUAGACGCUCCUAGCUCCCUUUUCUUCGGUUUGGAGAAGUUUUGUGAACAAAAGCAAAUGCAUUGUCCGCAGUUAGCAAACGGGCACGUCACUCAUGUGGUGGGGGAGAUGCGGGAGGCGGCUGUCCGGUUUUAUUCUGAGCUGUAUGGUUCUGAACUAUGUGACCCUGUGUGUACAGAGACAUUGCUGGAGGAUCUUCCCCAGCUUUCAUUUACACAACGAAAUGAACUGGACGCCUCUCUGACCUUUGGUGAACUGUCCACACCAGGGGUUGAGGGUCUGCCGGUGGACUUUAAUAAGGCAUUCUGAGACAUUGUUGGCCAGGAUGUGUUUCGUGUUCCUUGUGAGUGCAUCAGGGUGGGCGAGCUUCCUCUGAGUUGCCAGAGGGCAGUUCUGGCUCUCCUGCCCAAGAAAGGGUACUUGAGCGAGCUCAGGAACUGGAGGCCUGUAGCUCUGCUUUCUGUGGACUACAAAAUAGUUGCCAAGUGCUUGGCCGAUAGACUGAACAGGCACACUGGGUUGGUGGUACACCAGGACCAAUUGUACGGUGUGCCUGGGCAUUCAAUGAUGGACGAUUUGUCUUUGAUGAGGGACAUGAUGGACCUGGACCCUGCGAUAUGGACUUUGGGGUAAUCUCCCUUGACCAGGAGAAGGCCUUUGUUCAAGUAGAUCAUGGAUAUUUGUUUAAUGUUCUUGCUGGGUUCGAGUUUGGGAAGAGUUUCACCGCUUUUGUCAAAACACUGUAUAAUGGGGCUUCAUGUUUGAUGAAGGUGGGAGGGGGCCUGAGCCAGCUGGUCAGGGCGGGGAGGGGGAUCCGCCAGGGUUGCCCAUUGUCAGAUCAGC